Messenger RNA from Acipenser ruthenus (sterlet), 3134 nucleotides. RefSeq names its product PR domain zinc finger protein 8-like. Lineage: Eukaryota; Metazoa; Chordata; Actinopteri; Acipenseriformes; Acipenseridae. Gene Ontology annotation, biological process: regulation of DNA-templated transcription. The record is from RefSeq and is a predicted model, not a curated record. The coding region runs from base 180 to 1754 and encodes 524 amino acids. Gene Ontology annotation, cellular component: nucleus. Gene Ontology annotation, molecular function: protein binding. The transcript has 4 exons.
CACGCUUCAGUGCUUUAAAUAUGCACAUGAGGAAAAGUGUCUUUCUUUGGGGAGCGCAACACCACUUUAGCACAGACUUCAGUGCAGUCGCUCUCACUUCCAAAUCCAUAGCACAAAGCAGCGCGUGCUUCCACACAUACUGUUUUUUUUGGAGUGCCUGCACAUCCAGCUGAUUAAGCAUGGAACACAGCUAUUUGCUUAAAACACUUUGGGCAAAUGACAACAAAUUUCUCCAUCAUCAUGUCGCAGAUCUCUUAACAAGUGUACACGUUACACAGGAUCUCCCCGAGGGAGUUACGUUUGGACCCUGCAUUCUCCAAAACUCUUUUUAUGACACCAUAGCAUUCAUUGCUCUGAAGUGUUCUGACAAAAUAAGCAAGUCCUAUGUUUUUAGGGUGGACGCUGAAGCAAUAAAAAGUUCUCCGAAUGUUCUGUCUUGGUUAAGACUGGUGCAAGCUGCAACCAACAACAAAGAACAAAAUCUAGAAGCGUUCUUGAAAAGUGGCCAGUUAUAUUUUCGAUCUAUACGGAGUAUAAGCAAAGAUGAAGAACUGCUGGUGUGGUAUGAUCAGGAACUUUCUCAUCUCUUGGGAUUCAAUGACAUAAAAGGCCAGACACCUGCACAAGGUUUUAGGUGCAUGAUAUGUGACCAGCCGUUCAAGAAUGAAUAUCCAUAUUUGGCACACACUCGCUUCCUCUGUGUUCAAGGAAAUCAUUUUUUACACAGCAGGGACUUACAGGUCCGUAAAGCAAUGGAAAUAAAGCUCAAAAAGCACGACACCACCGAUUUUCAUAAUAUUGCCCGGGGUCUGGAACAUAACAAAUCCAAUACAAAUGAGGACACUUCCAAUUUCUCUGGUAAGAAAAGAAAACCCGAUGAUCUGGAAAGCACAAAAUCACACAAAAAGAGUGUUUUACUGGAGAAAAGAAACAUUUCUAAUCACCAUAACAUCGCUUUUAUGAACAGGGGCAGUCACAAUGUUGUCCCAGAAUUGUCGGCUUCAGUUUUGAAACUCAGUGCUGACAAAUGUCUGUUUAAGAAGGGUGUUGCAGAAGACAAGCAGAGUGCGUUUACCGAGGUUAGAAGGGUAAAGGAAAAAAUGAAACAUGAAAAGACACACGAGCCAGUUGAGGAAAGAGGUCCUAAUCAAACUGGACAGGGUCAUUUACUAACGGGCUCCGUUUUACAUUCAAGUGGAAGUGCCUUUUCCUUUGUAUUGCCUAAGGGUGCCAGAGAAGAACAAAAAAGUGCUUUCUGCAAACCAAAUAAUAGACGGUUAAAUGACUCUUCCAUGCAACCACCCCACACCUUAAACGGUUCCACAGAACGCCUUGGGGAAUUGUCCGAUUCCAUUACUCGGGAUAAUAUUUUGGGCUAUGGCAGUCUCUUGGGAACCAAAUUAUUAACAAGGGAUUUUACGAACUCACAGUCAUUGCAGUCCACCAGAAACAACUCCUUUACGUAUCCUUCAGAACGCUGGACCCGGCAGUUGCAGACCAGUUCUUCCCUUACACUGCUUCCAUCUUCCUUUACUUCUUUUGGGGUUGCAGCACAGAACUGGUGUGCUAAAUGCAAUCUGUCUUUUCGGAUGACGUCUGAUUUGGUUUUUCACAUGAGAUCACAUCAUAAAAAGGAAUUUGUGGCUGAAGCACAGAUCAAGAGGAGAAGGGAAGAAAAACUCACAUGCCCGAUAUGUCAUGAGUUUUUCAGGGAACGUCACCACUUAUCAAGACACAUGACAUCUCACAAUUAAUUUAACGUGACUGGAUUUCUGAAAGCAAACCUAACUGAUAACAUAUUUCAGAAACACUAUUGCGAACCUGCUUAAAAUUAAAUAAAAAUUAAUCUUGAAUACAUUUUGGAUGUGGUUAUGCCAGUAGGAUUUAUGGACAUAGUAAACACAUUACUGCAUUCUAACUGCUCAUAAAAUAACUGCUUCAGGAAUUUCAAUGGCUUGGAAACACAGUAGGACACAUUGUGGCACUGAAAAGCAAACAAAGUAUACAUUUAUUAAAUUGUUUAAUCUUCCCAGUCUCUCAUGUAUUUGUUGGGAUUAAUAUGUCCAAUUGAUCCUAGAGAUCCUCAUAGCUUUUAUAAAAUUACAUUUAUAAAUGAUGCUUACCUCAAAUCAUUUAUCGCCUGUUAUUAGCCUAUUUAAAAGGUUCCCAAAAGACUUGUUUUUGGUAAUUUGGCUUAACAUGUAAUUCACAAUAUUUUAAAUAUCUAUGAAUUUCAGUUAUAUUAAAAGAAUAUAUGUUUAACUGGUAGAUUUUAAAGAGUUUAAAAAGAGAUGGAAGAGAUCCAUAAUUAAUUUGAACAUACUUCCUAAAUAUUUUCAAAUUCAUUUAAUUUUCUAUAGAAAUGCAGAUACCCUGGCCUAUCCUUCUGUACGUUGAACAGUGUACAAGUUUAUUAAUGUGACAUAAAGUGGUUUUAUAAUCAUGUAUGUAGAAACAAUGUUGUGAACUGCUCAUCAAACAUAAUAAAAUGAUGUAUUUGAUAGUUAAUAAUGUUGACAGUUUUAGUGUAAGGUAAUCUAUAGAGACAUUAUAUUAAUUGAUGGAUCGAGAUAAAACUACCAUCUGAAUCAGAAUUGUGAUAAAAUUUCCAUACGAUAUAAGCCAUACAAUAUUAACACAUUUAUGUUAUUUGUAUCACACCGAUAUCAGGAUUACAUGCCUUUUUAAUUAUACAUACUUUUAGAAAGUGCAUUCAUACAAUCAAAGCCAAGUUUCAAUAUCAGUCUUUUGUCUAGUGUUUUGUCUUCUUCCUACAUUCAGACAGUUUUGUAAGAUACCACUAUAUGCUUCCUCAUCUGUUUACUAUGUGAUGGAAAUGCAUGCUAAAUACCAUGUUUUUUGGCACAUGACCUUUGAAUUGUGCUCAGUGGUUGGACAGCAGGCAUGCUGGGAUCUUUUUGUCCUUUCUUUGGCAGUAAUGCUGUUAGCACUACAGCAUACACAGUGGUUUGUGUGCUUUGACACAAAAAACUAAAUAUUAUUAGCUAUUUGGGAUGCACAUCAUGAGAAAUGUGCUACACGCCUUAGCAGGCCCUAUCAAACAUGCUAGUGUUUGAAGUACAACAAAUGCAUAAGUUUUAUAUAUUAAACAACCUAAUUAAAAAAAAAAACAA